AUGGCUUCUGCAUUGCUAUGUCUUUUCUGCUUCUUCCUUAUUAUAUUGCUUCCAUGUACCUCCCUUGCUCAAACAUCCACAAACAUAUCUUUAGGUUCAUCCCUCGCUGCACUUAAUGAUAACUUGUCCUGGCCAUCGCCAUCUGGUGAGUUUGCUUUUGGUUUCAGACAGAUCGGAAAAGAUGGCUUCCUGCUAUCUGUGUUCAACAAAAUACCAGAUAGAACCAUAGUGUGGUCAGCCAACCGGAAUGAUCUAGUGCAAGAAGGAUCCAAAGUUGAACUUACUAGUGAUGGAAUGCUCGUGCUUAGAAACUCGGAAGCCGGACAGGUAUAGAGUGCUAAUUCUGCUGGCACAGAAGUGGCCUAUGCCGCCAUGCUUGACACAGGGAAUUUUGUGCUGGCCAACACAAACUCAACCAAUUUGUGGGAGAGUUUUGAUGUACCAAAUUAUACAAUCCUACCCACACAGACUCUAAAUCAGAACGGCAAACUCUUGGCUCGCUAUACAGAAACGAGCUACUCACAAGGAAGAUUCCAGUUUAUACUACAAUCUGAUGGAAAUCUCUUGCUUUACACAACAAGAUUCCCACUGGAAUCUCCCAACUUUGCAUAUUAUGCAACCAUGACUAUGGGCACUGGCUUUCAGGUCAUCUUCAACCAGUCUGGGUCUAUUUACCUUACUGCCAAGAACGGAAGCAUACUUAAUAUGGUAUCAUCCAACACAGUUUCAAUGAAGAAUUUCUACCAGAAAGCUACUCUGGAGUAUGAUGGAAUUUUGAGGCACUCUGUUCACCCUAAAAGCAAUGGCUCAAGUUCUGGAACCCCCCUGGCUUGGUCCCUUUUGACCUCUGAACCUUCAGAUAUUUGCUUUAGAGUCGGAGGUGAUUGUUUUUGUGCUGUUGCUGUUUUCAACAAUGGAGAGUGUUUGAAGAAGAGAAUUCCUCUUUCGAAUAGGAGGAUGAACCCCAGUAUUGGUGGAAAACCUCUCAUCAAAAUAAGGAAAGACAGCCCUCCUUUGACACCUGAAGGUCCAAAUGCAAAAAAGAAAGAUAACUCAACUAUGAUCCUCAUUGGAUCAGUGCUCCUCAGUAGCUCGGGGUUUCUGAACUUGGUUUUACUAUUAACAACCUACUCGAUUGUGUCUCGCAUUUAUAAUAAAAAUGCAGGGGUGAAUCAACCUUACUCAGUCAUGCCAUGCAUGAAUGUGAAAUGUUUCACUUACGAGGAGCUAAAUGAAGCUACCAACGGAUUCAAGGAAGUACUAGGCCGUGGUGCUUUUGCAACAGUUUUUAAAGGCGUUUUAGCAUUUGAGAACAGGAAAUGUGUUGCUGUCAAAAGAUUGGACACUAUUGUUGGAGAAAAUGAGUUGGAAUUCAAAGCUGAAAUGAGUGCAAUUGGCAGAACAAAUCACAGAAAUUUAGUCCAACUACUAGGAUUCUGCAACGAGGGGCAGCAUCGAAUUCUUGUGUAUGAGUUUAUGAGCAAAGGUUCCCUAGCAAGCUUCCUCUUUGGAGAAUCAAGGCCUAACUGGUACCAAAGAAGGCAAAUUGCCUUUGGUACUGCAAGAGGGCUCUUGUAUUUGCAUGAGGAGUGUAGCAUGCAAAUCAUACAUUGUGACUUUAAGCCUCAAAACAUUCUUCUAGAUGACUCUUUCGCAGCCAGAAUUUCUGACUUUGGAUUAGCAAAGCUUUUGAGAACGGACCAGACUCGAACUACCACUGGAAUCAGGGGAACCAAAGGGUAUGUGGCCCCUGAAUGGUUCAAAAGCUUGCCAAUCACAAUGAAGGUGGAUGUUUACAGCUAUGGAAUUAUGUUAUUAGAGACUGUUUGUUGCAGGAAGAAAUGCGAAGCAAACAUAGAGGAUGAAGAUCAAAUGGUACUCGCUGAUUGGGCAUAUGAUUGCUAUAAGCAAAAGAAACUGCAUCUGCUGUUGGAGAAUGAUGAUGAGGCAAAGCAUGACAUCAAGAAGAUGGAGAAGCAUGUGAUGAUCGCAGUUUGGUGCAUUCAGGAGGAUCCAUCACUCAGACCCACAAUGAAGAAAGUCACACAGAUGCUUGAAGGAACUGUUGAAGUCUCAGUUCCACCUGAUCCUUCCUCUUUUAUAAGUUCAGUAUUUUGA
Prunus mume (Japanese apricot) is the source of this 2118-nucleotide messenger RNA. The record is from RefSeq and is a predicted model, not a curated record. NCBI's taxonomy places the organism in Eukaryota, Viridiplantae, Streptophyta, Magnoliopsida, Rosales, Rosaceae.